AAAGACAUGACUUUGUAAAAUGACUCUAUAUUCAUCCAAAUUACACUGUUUCAAUGUAAAAUACUCACAUCAAUAUUUGUGUUUAUUUGCAGGAUGUUUAUGUUAUUUUUUAAAUGGAUAUCAAUGGGGAUAUCUUAGUCCUGCUCUGGUCAAAUUAAGUGAAAAUGGAUAUUAUCAAAUCCCACCGCUUUCAUCAAACGCUCAAUCUUGGAUGGUUACAUGGCUUACUAUAGGAUUUUGUCCUGGUGCUUUUUGUGCUUCAUAUUCAAAUGAUUUAGUUGGCAGAAAAUAUUCCUUAAUAUUGAUGUUUAUAACAAGUUUAAUGGCACAUUUGUGCAUAUAUUUUGCUGCAGAUAUUAAAUUGUUUUAUUUAUCACAAUUUUUACGCGGUUUUAAUAGUGGUUGGCUUUUUGUGACUUUUCCAAAUUAUGUGAGUGAAAUAGCCACAUCAAAACUUCGUGGCUCAUUUUCAGCCAUGGGUAUGGCAUUCAUGACUAUUGGUAGUCGGUGUGUUGCAGGCACAAUUCAAGCAGUUACAUCUAUUGAAACUACAGCUCUAAUUGGAAUUAUAAUUGCAUUAACCAUACUACCAUUCUUGUUCUGCAUUAGCGAAUCUCCAUAUUAUUGUUUGAUGAAGAAUAACGAUAGCAGAGGUGAGGAUAUUUUAAAAAAACUUCGUAAUACCCAAAACGUAGAAAAAGAAUUCCAGGAAAUGAAAUCAAUGUUUAUUAGAAAUCUUCAAAUUAAAGAAUCCAGUUCAUGGAUUAAACUAUUUUCAACACCAGUCAACUUUAAAGUGACACUUGUGACCACUGGAGUUUUAACAAUAUUUGAACUAAGUGGAGAUUUAGUAAUGAGUAAUUAUGUACACACAAUUUUGAAAAAUACUGGAUUGAAUGUAUCAUUAUUAACUAUUUCGAUAGGUUUGAGCGCAACGCAUUUAAUACCAAACAUUCUUGGAGCUUUUAUUAUAGAGUGUUGGGGUAGAAAACCAUUAUUUAUUUUACUAUGUGCUCUAUCAGCUACUGGACAUUAUAUUACCGCAUUGUCUAUGUUUUUAAUGGAUAAUACGGAUGCAAACAAAUCAAAAUUAUUAGGUAUUUUUGUAGUUAUUGGGGUGAUGUUUUUUGAAUUAGCUGUAGGGUUUGGCUUUAUACACAUAUCAUUCACUUUGGGAGCGGAAUUGUAUCCUACGAAUAUCAAAUCAAAAGGUGUAUCACUCUUAAAAAUUCUUAUGUCUGUUGAAGGAGUUUUAGCUGUGCAAAUUUUUGAAUUAUUGACAAAUAUUAAUCCAUUUAUUCCAUUCUGUUGUAUGGCUGUGGCUAGUUCAAUUGGUAUAGUUUUUGGCAUUGUUUUUGUACCUGAAACUAAAAGUAAAUCAUUAGCUAGAAUACAAGAAGAUUUAAAUGUUACAUAAUUCUUCUGCUUAAAGUUAAACCUCCAUAUUCUGGUUUUAAAAAUUGAAA
Chrysoperla carnea is the source of this 1466-nucleotide messenger RNA. RefSeq names its product sugar transporter ERD6-like 14. Gene Ontology annotation, cellular component: membrane. NCBI's taxonomy places the organism in Eukaryota, Metazoa, Arthropoda, Insecta, Neuroptera, Chrysopidae. The coding region runs from base 20 to 1417 and encodes 465 amino acids. Gene Ontology annotation, molecular function: transmembrane transporter activity. The record is from RefSeq and is a predicted model, not a curated record. The transcript is spliced from 2 exons. Gene Ontology annotation, biological process: transmembrane transport.